GGGUUGGCAGAAAGAAAAAGAAAAAAAAAGGAAAGGGAAAAAAGAUCGAGCCACCGUCUCCCACACUCCUGACCCUUCUCUCCCCCCAAAUCGAUCGUCGUGGGGAGCAGUCGCACGCGGUGAGGCCGGCGCCACUCCCAGACCCCCUCCCCCCACCUCACGACUCCAAAACCCCCCACUCCCCUGCGAAUCCCCCGCCAGAAAUCUCCCGAGCCAUGGCCGCCGCCGUCCGGAGAAACGUCGCUUCCUCGCCCUCCGGAGCCGCCCGUCUUCGCCAAGCCUCGAUGGUGUAGGAGAGGUGCUGGAGAGGGGGCAGGUAAGUGGGAGGGCGGAUGGGGGCGAUUGGAGGCGACGAGUCUGUGCAGUGGGACAAGAUGAAUGGAGCUGAGGUGGUGAAUGGCGGUGGAAGUGGCGCAGGAAGCCUGGAUAGGAUACAAGUGUUAGUGAGGGUGAGGCCGCUGAGUGACAAGGAGAUUGCCAGGGGUGAGCCUGCGGAGUGGGAGUGCAUCAAUGACACCACCAUCAUGUUCCGGAGUACCUUCCCGGAUCGACCCACGGCUCCAACCGCAUACACAUUUGACAGGGUAUUUCAUUCCGAGUGCAGUACGAAAGAAGUCUACCAGGAAGGGGUUAAGGAAGUUGCUCUCUCUGUAGUUGGUGGCAUUAACUCAAGUGUUUUUGCGUACGGGCAAACAAGUAGUGGGAAGACAUUCACUAUGACUGGAGUGACAGAAUGCACAGUAGCAGAUAUAUAUGAUUAUAUUAACAAGCAUGAGGAGAGAGCAUUUGUGUUGAAAUUCUCAGCAAUUGAAAUAUAUAAUGAAGUUGUUAGGGAUCUUCUGAGUGCAGAAAAUACUCCUCUUAGACUUUGGGAUGAUGCAGAGAAAGGCACCUACGUGGAGAAUCUUACGGAGGUUAUAUUAAGGGAUUGGAACCACCUCAAGGGACUUAUUUCUGUUUGCGAAGCUCAAAGGAGAACCGGGGAGACCUUCUUAAAUGAAAAAAGCUCCAGAUCCCAUCAAAUACUUAAAUUGACUGUUGAAAGUUCUGCUCGUGAAUUCUUAGGAAAGGACAAGUCAACCACCCUUGUGGCUAGUGUGAACUUUGUUGAUCUGGCAGGAAGUGAGCGUGCAUCUCAGGCUAUGUCAGCUGGCACAAGGCUGAAAGAAGGUUGCCACAUCAAUAAAAGUUUGCUUUCCCUUGGCACCGUCAUUAGGAAGCUAAGCAUGGGGAGUAAUGUGCACGUACCAUAUAGAGAUUCCAAGCUUACACGCAUAUUACAACCUUCUUUGGGAGGCAAUGCAAGAACCGCGAUUAUUUGCACACUCAGCCCUGCAACAAGUCACAUUGAGCAAUCAAGGAAUACACUGUUUUUCGGGAGUUGUGCAAAGGACGUAGUUACAAAUGCUCAGGUUAAUGUGGUCAUGUCUGAUAAAACACUAGUUAAGCAUUUGCAAAAGGAAGUUGCCAGACUGGAGAGUGAGUUGCGGCAGCCAGUUUCAAACUCUAGUCUGGAAGCACAGGUGAAGGAAAAGGACAACCAAAUCAGAAAGAUGGAGAAAGAAAUAAAAGAACUGAAGUCGCAACGUGAUUUGGCUCAGUCCAGGUUGCAGGAUUUGCUGCAAGUUGUUGGUGAUCGUGACCCAAAGCACCAGGUCUCAGGAAAGCGUUCAAUCAGAAGUCCUCCGUCUGUUGGAAUGCCCCCAAGCGCUAGCAGAGAUGACAGUUCUCAGAUCUCUCAUGAUGAUUCAGAUCAUUACAAGGAAGUGCGAUGUAUUGAGCCAAAUGAAACGAGAGGAAAUGAACGUUUGUCUAUGUCAGCUGGUGAAAGUACCAGCCCACGAGCUUCAAAUAGGAAUUCUAGCAUGCGUGGUAAUGAUUCAACAGCUUCAGUGAAUUCAAGGAGGCUUGGUGAAACUCCUAUUACCUUGGAGCAACAUUUGGAGAACAUCAGAAGGCCUUUUAUCACUAAAGAUCUAGGAUCUUCAACACGCAACCCAUCAAGUUGUAGAGUAAUUGGUAGAAGCAGGAGCUGUAGAUCACUAACAGGGUCUACUUUACUUGAUGAGAUGGAGAUGGAGGAUUGCACACCAGUAAACAGAAGUUUGGUAAUCUUCCCAGGACGACCUGAAGAGUACCAGAGAAGAGGAUCUGCAUUGAACUACGAUGCAGGGAGUGAGACUCUUUCAAGGGCAGGAUCUGAAAUUAGCACUUCAAAGGGAGCUAGCAAGACAGGUGAUGCAGAAUUUACCGGUAUAGGUGAAUUUGUUGCUGAACUUAAGGAGAUGGCUCAGGUUCAUUAUCAGAAACAGUUAGGUGACCAGAGUGGGAAUGGAAAGAGCAUCGGAUUAGACCCAAUCAUGGAUGCUUUGCAAUCACCUUCUCGAUGGCCAUUGGAAUUCGAGAAGAAACAGCAGGAGAUCAUCGAGCUCUGGCACGCGUGCAGCAUUUCGUUGGUCCACAGGACUUACUUCUUCUUGCUGUUCAAAGGAGAAUCAGCCGACUCGAUUUACAUGGAAGUGGAGCUGCGAAGGCUGUCGUUCCUCAGAGACACCUACUCUAGGGGAAGCACCCCCAGCAAUGUGACCGUAGGCAGCCUCAGCUCUUCCCCCGUCGCGAGCGCCAAGAAGCUUCAGCGCGAGAGGGAGAUGCUGGCGAGGCAGAUGCAGAAGCGGCUGUCCGUGGAGGAGAGGAACCACAUGUACACCAAGUGGAGCGUGUCGCUGGACUCCAAGAGGAGGAAGCUGCAGGUGGCUCGCCGGCUGUGGACGGAGAGCAGGGACCUGGAGCACGUGAGGGAGAGCGCGUCCCUGGUGGCCAAGCUGAUCGGGCUCCAGGAGCCCGGGCAGGUCCUGAGGGAGAUGUUCGGGCUCAGCUUCGCGCCGCAGCAGCCGCCCACCCGGCGGUCCUCCAACGGCUGGAGAUACGGGAUCCCCUCGUUCGGCUGAUUGAUUGAUGAUUGGGGGUCGGUGACGACACGAGGCGAGAUGAUGGCAGGAUGAUGCGGCUGACCAAAAGAUCUUUUUUUUUUCUCUCUGGUGGUUUUGUAUCUUGGGGUGUUGCCUGUUCUGAUUUUCCAUAGGGUAUCAGGACACGCGCAUGCGGGGGGUUUGAUCUUGGUGCAUUCCCUUUGCGUGUAGGACGACCGGUUUGGUGCGCGGUUUCUGAGCAGGCGCCGCCGGUCUGAUUGCUAACAUUAUUAACGUAUCACUGCGUAUCCAGACGCACGCACUUGUGUUAACGUGUUGUUGCAGUUCCCACGUUUUGCACCA
Molecule: messenger RNA, 3272 nt
Organism: Aegilops tauschii subsp. strangulata
Lineage: Eukaryota; Viridiplantae; Streptophyta; Magnoliopsida; Poales; Poaceae
Product: kinesin-like protein KIN-7C
Biological process (GO): microtubule-based movement
Molecular function (GO): microtubule binding; ATP binding; microtubule motor activity
Source: RefSeq, a predicted model, not a curated record